Molecule: messenger RNA, 1447 nt
Organism: Phasianus colchicus (ring-necked pheasant)
Lineage: Eukaryota; Metazoa; Chordata; Aves; Galliformes; Phasianidae
Source: RefSeq, a predicted model, not a curated record
AUGCUGCUACUUAACCAACUGCUACAGCUGGGACACCUUGAUGAAGACUGUGUAACAGAGCUUUCUGUGUUUCACAACCAGAGCAGAGAGAGUAUAUCAGCAUUAGUAUCAGAGUGGAAUUAUGACCACAUGUCAGCAACCUAUCUUUUGCUUCAAUCCAAGAAGGUUUGGCACUUAAGAAUUUCAUCACAAACAGGACAUGCCAGUACAACACAGUCAGCAAGCCUGGGGUCUGAAAAGGUUCUGACACCUGAAGAUGUGCCAGAUGCAUUUGGAUCCAUGGAAUUUUCUGAUGCAGCUUCAUUGUUUGAAGAGUCUCCACUAGAAGAGUUUAUUCUAAAUACUCUCAGAACAAAGCAGCAUUCAAGGCAUGAUACUCAGCUGGGUGAUACGGAAUUCACACUGUCAACUCCAGUGACAAGAAAAGUGGCAUCUAAGAAGCAUGCAAACAAAGAGAAUGUUGAUGCAUAGUCAGCAUUAAGAAAUGAGCUGCCCUUUGCACUUCCUGCUCCAAAGGCCUCCUUUUCAAAGAGUGAGACAGAAAAGCAAGUACAAGGCAUACCCCUUCAGACACCUACUUCCAAAUGUAUCCAGUUCACAACAAUCACUACAUUUAAGAAGCCCAAAAGACCAACAAAUUCGUAUGAACUGACAGCAACUGAGGUUCUUCCUGAGAGGAGGUGUCAUUCUGUGGAUGUAGGUCUCAACCUAGCUCAUGUGGAUAGCAGCCAAAAGAAGAGAAAGGCCAAACUACCUGGAAGUCUUGAAAGAGGCCUAGAUAAAGUGAUUACAAUGCUUACACCAGGCAAAAAAAAGCAAUUCAGUAGAUGUGUGCCAAGAAAACUUAAGGCACACUAUAAUGUUACCAUGACUCAACUACUGAAUCCAGACCAAGUGCUGAAUGAAAUAAUCUCUGUUCUUUCAAAGAAGCAAGUGGAAUACAUUAAGAAGGGCUACACCUUGAAAUGCCAAACAAAGCCAGAUUUUGGCAAAGAAUCUAUGAAUUUUGAGUUAGAAGUGUGUCAGGUCAGUAAGAAUGAAGCAGUUGGUAUCAGGAGACAGAGGCUGAGAGGAGAUGCUUGGGUCUACAAGAGGCUGGUGGAAGACAUUUUAUCCAGCUGCCAAGUGUGACUGCUGCUCAGAAAGCCACAAUGUUGUACUGAGACUUUAAUCAUCAUUUUAGAAAAAUCAGUUUGGGAAUGUAAUUUGUAAUCUCCUUCACAGCUGUAUUUGAGAAAUCUUGUCAGCUCUUACAGUUUUAACCACUCCCUUUGUGUAUAUGCCCACUGCAUCUUUCCUUUUCUUACGAAAACUGUCAACUUUUGCUAUACGUUCUGCAGUUGUAACUCGACUGGAAUAAAAUUCCUUAAACUACCCCCUAGCUCCACUGCCCCAUUUUUCAUAUCUGCUAUAAAAAGAAAGUUAUUGGUGUUGAUAUGCUGAGGCU